Messenger RNA from Phytophthora infestans T30-4, 2609 nucleotides. RefSeq lists its product as uncharacterized. Bases 1 to 2376 code for a protein of 791 amino acids. The transcript has 2 exons. NCBI's taxonomy places the organism in Eukaryota, Oomycota, Peronosporomycetes, Peronosporales, Peronosporaceae. Gene Ontology annotation, molecular function: protein binding; zinc ion binding. The record is from RefSeq and is a predicted model, not a curated record.
AUGACGAAGACUAUCGAGCUAACUACAAGCGGCACCGAGCCGCUCACGCAGACGUUGGCGCUGGCCAGUGAACCUCUGACGGUGGCCACGCUCCGAGCCGAGGCGGCCGCACUACUGGCCGGCAAUGCUAAGACCUUCUCGCUGCGCUACACGGACUCGGACGGAGACGAAGUGACUAUCGCCCACGACGCGGACGUCAAGGAACUGGCCGACUACAUGGACGAUGAACAACUAGAGCGUGUGACGGUGACGGUGGUGUCACAGGAAGCGGCCGGCCGUCGUGCCGCCAGCGCGGUGCAGACGCAGCUACGCGGUCUAGUAACAGCCAUGUCCAAGCUGGCUACGACCAAGCCUAAGCAGCCCACGCCGGCCAACGCCAUGAACCUACUGGUGGCCAGUCUACAGACUAUGGAUGUGGCCGAGGACUCGGAGGAGCUGGCCGCGAUCAAGAAACAACUUCUCGAAAUACUGGACGAUGAUGAGUUUAAGAAGGCGGUGGAGGAGCUGUGCGCUUCUGAAGAGCUCAAGGAUCUGGCCGACGUCAUGGUGGCCGCUAUCUACGCAGAAGAUGCGGUGGCCAUUGAAGAGACAGCCACGGCCAGGCUGGACGAGCUACUGGUGUUCGCCCAGCGUCUAGUGGCCCGCUGUCCGACGCUUAAGCCGGCCAUGGUCAACGUGGCCAAGAACUGCAUGAGCGGCCUGGUCCGUCUUAACGACGAAGGGCUGGCCGACGAUGGAACGAGCUCGAGUUCAAGUAGCAGUGCUGAAGACGUGGAGCUUGAAGCUCGUGAGGUGGCUGUGCACUUCGGAAUCAUCUGUGACGGAUGUGACAAAGAGCCACUCGUUGGUGUCCGCUACAAGUCACUGGAAACGCCGGACUUUGAUGUAUGUGAAGACUGUGAAGCCAGCGGCCAAUGGGCCGAGCACGAGCCGUUCAUCAAAAUCGCGGACCCGUCUCGUGCUCCCAAACACCAACGUACGCCGGAACGAGUGGCGCAUCCGUUCGUGAGAUGCGAUGGAUGCGAGACGAGUCCCAUUGUGGGCCCUCGAUUCAAGUCGAAGACUGCGUAUGACUUUGAUCUUUGUCAAGCCUGUGAGGCCAGCGGCAAGUGGAAGGAAUCGCACGGGCCGUUCACGAAGAUCGUGGAACCUGGCAUGAUGCACGCGAUGAAGUUCACUUAUCGUCGUGGAGGAAAAAAAUAUGGCCACGGUAACUUCGGCCGUCAUCAUGGCAAGUUCGGCCGUCACCACGGCAAGUUUGAUGGGCACCCCGGCAAAUUCAAUCGUCAUGGCCACCACGGUCCACCUGGAAUCCCUUUUGAUGGCCCACCAUCUCACCACCACGGGCCAUCAUUCACUGGUUUCGGCCCGCGUCCUCGUCAUGGAGGCCCUGGCUUGCCUGGCCAUGGGCCGCCACCACCACCGCAUGACGAGGGCCCUCGCUUUGGCUUCGGUGAAGCUCAACGUGGACCUGGAUUCCCGACUCCAGGCCCACCUGGCUUUGGCCUUGGACACUUUGGCCCGCCUGGACCUGGAUUCCCCGGUCCGCAUGGCUCGACUCCGUACAUGCCGAACGUCCACAUGCAUUUUGGCCCUCGAGGAUGCCCCCGUGGCCGUCACGGACGUGACAUGCGCUUCUCGGGCGACAAUGAACAGCAAGAAGCGGGCCGUCGUCGCCAUGGACGUGGCCGCUGGGGCCGUGAGGCUUCCGACCUUGAGGCACGUUUCGUUGAGGACGUAACUAUCGAAGACGGGACAGUCGUGGAAGCUGGAAAGCCGCUACGUAAGAUGUGGAAGCUGGUCAACGACGGUGAGCGAGCGUGGCCGGAUGGAUGCUACAUGAUCACUCAGCCGGGCAAUCCCAUGUUCCCGGACAGAGAAUCAAGUCGCAUCGAGCUUCCUGCUUUGGCUCCUGGUCAGGAAUAUAUCGCUGGAGUCGACUUGGUCGCUCCGUCGCAGCCUGGACGCUACCCGAACUUUUGGCGUGUGUGUGACCCCGCCGACGCCAGCUUCGGCCACCGCUUCUGGAUUGACAUUGUGGUUGUUGGAAAUAGUAUUGCUGAGUCGACUCCAUCGGAAGCUCCAACGGCCGACAGCGGCGAAGACGAGAUGAAGAAAUCUGCUGAAGCUACGCCGUCCACUGAGGCUUCGUCGGAUGAUGAUAUCGAGAUUAUUGAUGUGACUGAAGCACAGGAAGCUGACGGUGAUGCGGAGAUCGGAGACGACAGUGAGGCUUUCGACGAGAACAAGAACUUCAAGGAGUCGAUGCAAAUACUGGCAGCGAUGGGAUUCUCUGAUUUGGACAAGAAUCUUCGGGCGCUGAAGCUGGUCGAUGGGAACGUCGGUGGCGCUGUCAACGUACUGCUGUCAGAGUAAGACGAGUACGAAUCAACCAUGCGUGUUUGUGUACGGACAACAUAAACCGAAUGAGCGAUUAAAAAAAAAGACUUCACAACAAGCUUCAAAGCGCCAAGGGAACAAGAAAAAAUCGAAUAUGAAGUGUGGUAGUAAAAGAAACUCGUAUUUCUGCGUUCGUGUGCAUGUCAUAGCAACAGGAAAACAAAAAAAACAAAAGAUACUCAUUAACAUAAUUCUUUGACUUCAAUUCA